AUGGACCCUUCUGCUGUUAACUACAACGUUACCAUCGACGACUUCGACAGUGUUUUGACCUAUGCAGACCAGUCGGUGUGGACAACUCCCGACCCGUCUGCCCCGGGUUUCAACCCCAACACGUCUCCGUAUAUGCGAGGAACCUAUCACGAGACGGAAACAGAGGGAGCCGAAGUGAGCCUCAACUUCACAGGACCCGCAAUAUACAUCUAUGGUGGAGUUGGACCUUCCUAUGGAGCAUAUGAAGUGGAAGUUGAUUCGAAAGACAAGCUCAGAGGAAUCGCGUAUCGCCAAGGAGGGGGAGACAGACCGAGUCUGCUGUUCGGCACUGACGACCUCACGUUCGCCAACCACAACAUCAUCUUACGCAAUCUAGGAGCGCAAGGUCUUGGAGGUGGAGGAAAUUUCAUGCUCGAUUUUCUACUGGCCACGGUACAGUUGGCGCCCGCUGGAGCGACGGUUACAAACAAAACUUACGAAGAAACUGACCCAGCCAUUAUAUUUAAAGGCGAAUGGGGCCACAAUACCGGCCCCCAAUUCAGUGGUGGUGGCACUACGUACACGAACGAAGACCAGGCGUCCUUCGAGCUUUCGUUCCGUGGAUCGGCUAUUUAUGUCCUCGGUGACAAGAAGAACGACCAUCGCAUUUACAGUGUCGUUCUUGACAGCAAACCCACCGAGUUUUACAACGGCACGUCUGGCUGCGGGGGCGCCUUUGGCUUGACCUGCGAGCAGCAGUACCCGACAAUCAAAUACUUCGCCUCUAACUUGGACGACUCGGAGCACAAGCUAACGUUGACGAACUUCGCUGGAGUGAACAACUCUUUCUUCGACCUUGACAGUAUCGUCGUUGCCAUUCCUUCCCAAUAUGCCCCUCGCCAACUCUCUACCUCGGACAGCCCUUUCGUAACGUCGUUCAACACUGGAGGUGUUAAUGGCACAGUUACAACCUCAAACACGGCCACGGGUACUUCGGCAGGCGGCAGUGUUCCUACGAAUACGACGAGCGCUGCGGGGUCAUCAUUACUGAUGAUGUCGAACCCUCUGUUGUUAUUCGUCCUAGCUGCGGUGGUACUCCUCCGCCCAGGUGGGCGUUGA
Cyclocybe aegerita is the source of this 1098-nucleotide messenger RNA. NCBI's taxonomy places the organism in Eukaryota, Fungi, Basidiomycota, Agaricomycetes, Agaricales, Hemipholiotaceae. The record is from the annotation of a GenBank genome assembly.